Messenger RNA from Populus trichocarpa (black cottonwood), 1276 nucleotides. Its product is annotated as PRA1 family protein E. Lineage: Eukaryota; Viridiplantae; Streptophyta; Magnoliopsida; Malpighiales; Salicaceae. Gene Ontology annotation, cellular component: endoplasmic reticulum; Golgi apparatus. The record is from RefSeq and is a predicted model, not a curated record. Gene Ontology annotation, biological process: vesicle-mediated transport. The transcript has a single exon. Bases 275 to 913 code for a protein of 212 amino acids.
GGUCACACUGUAAUUAAAUAAAACCAUCGUUUUGAACAUGAUAUUCUUAAUUUCUUUUUCCCUGUAAGAAAGGAAAUUCAUUUUCUCUCUCCACUUUCUCAAUUGUCUUCCCAGAAAUUUAGAAUUCUACAGAGGCCCUAACCCUAAAAAUAUGCUGUUUUACCAUAAAGUUGUCACCUUUGUAUCUCUAAAUUAAAACCCAUCUUUAAUUUCUCUCAUAAAGUUUCAAACUUUCUUUCGGUCCUCAAGAUCCAAACAAAAACCCUCCACCAAAAUGUCACGAAAAGCACAAGCAGGUUAUGGCACCAUCCCCACCACCAUCAGCGCAACCACAACCACCACCACAAAAUCCCCACAAUCACCAACCACCCUGACAUUCAUCUCACGCGUCAGCACUUCAACUCAAACCCUCAUAGCCACGCGCCGUCCAUGGCAAGAACUUAUAAAGUUAUCAUCUUUCAUUCGCCCUAACAAUUAUAAUGACGCCAUUUCACGCAUCAAAUUCAACGUCAAUUACUUUCGUGUGAAUUAUGCAAUGAUAUUUCUUGCAAUCUUAUUUUUAAGUCUUUUGUGGCAUCCAAUUUCUAUGAUUGUGUUUAUUGUGAUGUUUGUCGCGUGGUUGUUUCUAUAUUUCGGACGUGAUGGUCCGGUGGUGGUGUUUAAUAAAAGUCUUGAUGACAGAGUUGUUUUGUGUGUGCUUGGAUUGGUUACUAUAUUGGCGUUGGUGUUUACUCAUGUGGGUUUGAAUGUUCUGAUUGCUUUGAUUAUUGGGGUGGUGAUUGUUGGAGUUCACGCCGCGUUUAGGGGCACCGAGGAUUUGUUUCUUGAUGAGGAAAGUGCUGUUGAAGGUGGAUUGCUUUCGGUUGUUGGUAGUCAGCCUUUGCGACCCACAAUGGGUUAUACUCGGAUUUGAGUGUUGGUUUUGGUGAGUUUUGGUCUGAUUUGAAGCAUAUAUUGUAUUGGUGGACUCUUGAUCUGAAUCGAGGUUUUUUGCACAAGACGUGGAGGAUGUAACAGUGGAAUUGGGGAUCAGAGACUUGGUUUUUGUAGUUUGGGAUUUUUGAUUUGUUGUAACUUCUAUAUUGUGUGACAUUGUUGGUUGUUAAAGAUCAAAUUGGGAACGUGUUGGUUGGUUCCGUUUACAAGGAGGUGGUUUUUGUGUGUUUCUGGUAGAAUCUUUAUACUUUGGUAAUUAACUUUGUUGUAGUCAUUCAAGUGUGAUUACUAAUUUGUAUGUUCCAAUUACUGUUAAUGGCAACUUCUAUUUCCUCCUCUA